ACUAUUUUGUCUACCUGAGGUCAGGAAGGAUUGUUUUAAAAAAGUCAGUGAAAGAAGGCCUUGCAAUAGAAAGGAAGAGAGAAAAUAGAGGCAUCGCUGACUUAAUAGACUGGUGAUCUUGGCACUGGAACGAGACACAGGCCAAUGAAAUUGCCGUCUCUUCUCUACACUCUAUCCCGGUGUUGAUGGAACUGACAGGCCACCUGUCGCUCUGGGAUUCCCGUUCGGGUGGGGGGAGACAACUGGUUCCUGAGGCUAUAUUCAACCGUCCUGGCUCAUCACUCUCAGAUUCUCUGUACCCAAAUGGAGCCGGCAGGUUCAGUGGCGAACAGGAGCCCCCUUAAACACGGAGCCGGUGGAGAGCAACUGACGGAACUGUGACAGUAAUGCAAACGUUCCAGCCGAAAUCCCGUCAGCAAUAUUUAGUCAAAAGAAAGGAGCAAAUUGCCUUGUUUGUGGCUGUGUUUCUGGUGGGAUUUUGGCUUUUAUGGAACUCAACAGCUUUCAGAAUAUGCGGCUUGCUUUGCUGAAAGAAAUUGCGAUUCCUAAAUCACUGUGACUUUAAAUUUUAUAGAUUUGGUAGGCUACUGCCAUUUUCAACAUUUUUAAGACCUUCUCAUUAUUACAUGAGUGUGGCCUACUAAUAGCACAACCCUGUGCUACAAUAACUGGAGACGUUACACAGCGUAUUAGCAGCAAGAUGCCUCCCUUCUCCGUGGAUGACUACCACAAACUUUUACAGAAGAUUGCAGUACUGGAAACGAAAAUUCAUCGGCUAGAAGGGAAUGUGGAAGUAAAUGGACAAUAUGGGAAUGAUACCACUUUACCAUGGAACCAAAACAGCGGACAAGAUAAUGCUAACACAAGGCUAGUUAGCACUACAGAGAAAAGGGAGGGCCGCGCGCAGGUGAAUAUAUCUACAAAUUAUCUUUGGAACUCUCAUGGUGCAAGGCCUGAGAAUAAAUUACCUCACUGUGAUAUGGGAAGACAAGUUACAGGCAGAGCUCAGCGCAGUGAGAUUUGUGAUGCGACUGGCUGGCCUGCUUUACCAUCUCGGGGCAGCGCUUCCUCAACCCCUACUCCAAGCAGGAGACAACCCUGGACAGCUGCUAAAGGGAGAAAUAUCAACAUGCCUCCCCAACAACCAUGUGUACAACUGGAGAACAGAUUUGCUCCCAUGCUGCAGGAUCCUGGAUCUCCGCCUGACAACCGGGAUAAUCUUCCGUCUGCUUACAACAGGGUUAGAGCUGAAAGUAACUCAGAAAGUAAAAGGCUACAGAGCAAGCUAAUGGCACGGCCUCAGACCCUGAUUGUGGGUGACUCUGCUGUGAAGGAUAUAAGAAGCUUGUGCAACAAAAACACCAAAGGUUUGUGCUUUCCUAAAGACAUGGUAUCUGACAUGAGAGAAAAAAUCCUGGAUAUCGUCAUUUCGCAUCCAUCAGUGAAAAAACAAAUUUUGCACAUCGGGUCAAAUGAUAUUGUGAAACAGCAGUCUGAAGUACUGAAGCAAGACUUUACUGAUCUGUUGAACAUAGUCAGCUGUCUGAAUACUGAAGUGUUCAGCAGUGGGCCCCUGCCACCGAUCAGAAAAGGAGUUGAGAAAUUCUCAAGACUUUUGAGUCUGUACACGUGGCUCUCAACUGCAUGCAAUGUCAAUUCUGUUCAUUUUAUUGACAAUUUUAACUUUUUCUGGGACCGAAGACAUCUUUUUAAAGAAGAUGGACUAUGCCUAAAAAGAAUUGAGGGGAAAACUAUUCCUCCCUAACAUAUUUUAUCUCCUGCGUCACCCAUCUGUUCCCUCUGCCAAGGACACCAGACAGGAGGAAUCAAAACAAGAAGGCGCCAUAACAAAACAUGGCAAAAGCCCUGAAAGAAAGCCAGUUCAGACCCCACCUGAAGAGGGCGUUGACCAUUAUGGACACCAGCGCCGAGAGGAAGUGUCCCCACCUCCCCCCCUUACCAACAAAUCCACCUUCCUCACCACCCCAAACCCCAUCCAGGUCACCCUCCUCCUCAGCCACCCUUUCCCCCUCCUCCCCCUUCUUGGAGUUCACUGACCAGAUGAAAGAGCUGGUCACUACUGGGACCAAAUUCACACCCCGCCCUACUUCCAGGUUCUACCAUUUAAAUGCCCCACUGCCUCCUCUUUCACCAUUGGAUUUAAGUCCUCAUCCAGCUCUGGCAAAAUUAUCAAAGAUACAAAGUAAUUCUGCUAAUUUAGCAAACUUUGCAUCCAUUCCUCAUCAGCCACAGCCAGCAGUCCCAAAACAUGGGGCAGAUAAUGAUUUUGACAAACUAAAUCUAGCUUUACUAAACGUCAAGUCUUUGGCAGGAAAAACAUUUUUAGUCAAUGAUUUUAUUAUCAAGCACAAACUUGAUUGUUUUUUCUUAACUGAAACUUGGUUAGAUCAAAAGAACAGUGUUGCUCUUAUCAAAUCAGCUCCUCUCAACUUCAGUUUCAUGAGUGAAGCUAGAGUGCAUAAGAUAUCUUCAGUUGAAUUCCUCCACCAGAGUUAUGUUCCUUAAUAUCUACAGGCCACCUCAAUACUGUGCAACCUUAUUUGAUGACUUUUCUGAACUAUUGUCUAUAAUCUGUAUUGACUUUGACUGUGUAGUUAUUGUUGGUGACUUUAACAUUCAUGUUGACAAACCCCUGGACAUAGGGACUAAAGAACUGUGUUGUGUCCUUGAUAACUAUGGACUGACUCAGCAUGUGACGGAGCCCACACACAACAAAGGUCACACUCUGGACCUUAUCAUUUCCAAGGGUGUGAACAUGUCUGAGGUUGUUGUGAUUGACAUCUACAAAGAAAGGGUAUGCAUCUCCAACUUGGAACUGAGAAAUGCAAGGCAAUCCUUCUUCUCCGACAUCAUUGCCAAAAACAAUAAUAAUGCACGUGCCUUGUUCACUUCUGUCGACAGUCUAACACACCCUCCUGUGUCUGCAAUGAAUUUGCCUCCUUCACUGACAAAAUUCAGAAAAUUAGGCAAGCAGUCAGUGCCUCCACAUCAGGUCCAAGACAUGUGUUGUCCAUGUGUCCACUGAAAAUCAAUUUAAACAUCAUGAUACUAUUUCAUAUGAUCAACCAUAAAAACUUGGAGGACAUUAUACAACAUCUAUAAUCCUCCUCAUGUUGCCUUGAUAUUCUGCCAACAGGCUUUUUCAAAAAUGUUUCAAACUACAUGGCCUCAGAUCUUCUACAGAUUGUAAACACGUCUCUUCUCUCAGGUGUCUUCCCACAGGCCCUGAAAACUACAGUUAUCAAGCCACUCUUAAAAAAGAACAAUUUUGACACUUCACUAAUGAACAAUUAUAGGCCGAUAUCAAACCUCCCAUUUCUUAACAAAAUCAUUGAAAAUGGUGUUUUUAAGCAGCUGAAUGACUUCAUGGCAAUGAACAACUGUUUUGAUGUAUUCCAGUCUGGAUUUAGACCACACCACAGCACUGAGGCGGCUCUUGUUAAGGUCUUCAAUGACAUCCAUUUAAACACAGACAAUGGCAAAAUUUCAGUCUUGGUUUUACUGGAUCUCAGUGCUGCAUUCGACACAGUCGAUCACAACAUAUUACUACACCGGCUGGAAAACUGGAUGGGACUUUCUGGCACAGUAUUAAACUGGUUUGAAUCAUAUUUGAAAGACAGGGAUUACUUUGUGUCCAUAGGUAACAUAACAUCUGAGCGGGCAAAAAUUACAUGUGGAGUUCCCCAAGGCUCCAUUCUGGGGCCUCUUCUGUUCAACAUCUACAUGCUCCCACUGGCUCAGAUCAUGGAAAACAACAAAAUAUGUUACCAUAAUUACGCAGACGACACACAAAUUUAUAUAACUUUACCCCCUGGGGACUAUGGUCCAAUUCAAGCACUGAGUAAAUGCAUUGAGGAAAAUCAACGACUGGAUGCACCAACAUUUUCUUCAAAUAAACAAAGAAAAAACUGAAAUAAAUGUUUUUCGGAGCCAAGAAUGAACAAUUUAAAGUUAGCACCCAGAUUCAAACGGUGAUUUUAAAAAGCACAAAUCAAGCCAGAAAUCUGGGUGUAGUCAUGGACUCAGACCUCAACUUCAGCCACAUUAAAACAAUUACAAAGUCAGCCUACUAUCACCUAAAGAAUAUAUCAAGGAUUAAAGGACUUAUGUCUCAGCAGCAUUAGGAAAAACUCGUCCAUGCAUUCAUCUUCAGCAGACUCGACUACUGUAACAGUGUCCUCACAGGUCUCCCUAAAAAGUCAAUUAGACAGCUGCAGUUAAUUCAGAACGCUGCUCCUUGAGUCCUCACUAAGACCAAAAAAGUAGAUCAUAUUACCCCAGUCCUCAGAUGCUGACAAAGCACUGAAUGGUUUAGGGCCAAAAUACAUUCCUGAUCUUCUGCCUUGCUACAAACCAUCCAGACCUCUGAGGUCGUCUGGGACAGGUCUGCUCUCUGUCCCCAGAGUAAGAACUAAACAUGGUGAGGCAGCAUUCAGUUUCUAUGCUCCACAGAUCUGGAACAAACUCCCAGAAAAGUGCAGGACAGCUGCAACUCUCAGUUCUUUUAAAUCAAGACUGAAGACUUUUCUGUUUGCUGCUGCUUUCCAGUAAAUUAACUAUCUAAGCAUUUCUUUUACUGCACUGUAACUUUUAUCACCUGUUUUUAUUUUUUCUCUUUUUAAUUAUUGUAUUUUCAAUACAAUUUUAUUGUAUUUUCAAUACAAUUUUAUGUGUUCCCUCCCAAUGCUUUUAAUGUUUUAUGUAAAGCACAUUGAAUUGCCUUGUUGUUGAAAUGUGCUAUACAAAUAAACUUGCUUUGCCUUGCCUAGA
Messenger RNA from Scophthalmus maximus (turbot), 4791 nucleotides. RefSeq lists its product as uncharacterized. The coding region runs from base 701 to 1765 and encodes 354 amino acids. The record is from RefSeq and is a predicted model, not a curated record. The transcript has 2 exons. NCBI's taxonomy places the organism in Eukaryota, Metazoa, Chordata, Actinopteri, Pleuronectiformes, Scophthalmidae.